AUGGCGCAGCUACUCAGCUGCAGGGACACCGUGCUGGCCCGGGAAAAGCCUAUAAACUUUGACUUUGUGUGGAAGGCUGGUCAGAAAUACUUUGUCUCCAACAAGGAUAAAGGUUCAUUCUUCAAGGCCGUUAAGUUCUGCUCCCAACAAGGCCUCGAGCUGGCUCUGCCCCAAAGUGAGGAGGAGAACAGCAAACUGAAGCAGCUGUUGGAUGAAGUUGAUAAAAGAGCCUGGAUCAAUGUCAAGAAUAAAAAAGCAGAGGGUAAUUUUGAGGCUGACAUGAACAGUCGACCUCUGACUUUUACCAAAUGGGGAGAAUCACAGCCAGAUAAAUCCAUCCAGGACACUGGCUGCUCCAUGUCAGAUAACGGCAUCUGGCAGGUGACACCUGACUGCUCUCUGAAUGCUUACAUCAUCUGUCAGCUAUAGAAAGCUCCCAUCUGCAAUGCAGUCACUUUUUAUACCUUUGAUUUACUUUAUAUUAAAGACUUCAUUUCAGACUUGUUUAAAGUGGCAUUUAGAAAUUAAA
This is a messenger RNA of Melanotaenia boesemani (Boeseman's rainbowfish), 529 nucleotides long. Its product is annotated as mannose-binding protein-like. NCBI's taxonomy places the organism in Eukaryota, Metazoa, Chordata, Actinopteri, Atheriniformes, Melanotaeniidae. The transcript has 2 exons. The record is from RefSeq and is a predicted model, not a curated record. Bases 1 to 429 code for a protein of 142 amino acids.